AAUCCCAUAUCCAAAACAUAACUCCCAUUCUUCACUCUAGCGUGUGUAGAGAAUAGAGAGAGCAUGGCCAAAUCCCCACAAGAAGAACACCCACAGAAGGCCUUUGGCUGGGCUGCAAGAGACCCUUCUGGGAUCCUCUCUCCCUUUCAUUUCUCCAGAAGAGAAAAUAGUCCUGAUGAUGUCACAGUAAGAGUCCUUUUCUGUGGAGUUUGCCAUACAGACUUGCAUUCUAUUAAGAACGACUGGGGUUUCACUAGGUACCCCAUUAUUCCCGGGCAUGAAUUCACGGGCAUAGUGACCAAACUGGGGAAGAAUGUGAAGAAAUUCAAAUUGGGUGACAAAGUUGGGGUGGGGGUGAUGGUUGGGUCCUGCAGGUCGUGUGAGAGUUGCAAGCAGGGCUUGGAGAAUUACUGCCCCAAAAUGAUGUUCGCUUACAACUCCAUAUAUCAUGAUGGCACCAAGAACUAUGGUGGUUACUCUAAUAUGGUGGUGGUUGAUCAGCACUUUGUUCUUCGCUUCCCUGAUAACCUACCCUUGGCUGCCGGUGCGCCCCUACUCUGUGCUGGGAUCACAGUCUACAGCCCAAUGAAAUACUAUGGAAUGACUCAGGCAGGCAAGCAUCUGGGUGUGUCUGGGCUUGGAGGCCUCGGUCAUGUUGCGGUGAAGAUAGGCAAGGCAUUCGGGCACAAAGUUACUAUUAUCAGUGCCUCGCCAAAUAAAAAGGAUGACGCCAUCAAAAGGCUCGGCGCCGAUGCCUUCCUUCUCUCCACUGACCCUACAAAAAUGAAGGCAGCUUUAGGUACCAUGGACUACAUCAUCGACACGGUGGCUGCAGUCCAUCCCCUGGGUCCUCUUCUUGGGCUGCUCAAGGUGAAUGGAAAGCUGAUCACUCUGGGCUUGCCCGAAAAGCCCCUGGAGCUGCCUAUCUUCCCUCUGGUCUUGGGGCGGAAGCUUGUUGGGGGAAGUAAUAUAGGAAGCACGAAAGAGACACAGGAAAUGCUGGAGUUCUGUGCCAAGCACAACAUUACUGCAGAUAUCGAGAUGAUAAGGAUGGAUUACAUAAACACUGCCAUGGAGCGACUUGCCAAAUCUGAUGUCAGGUAUAGGUUUGUGAUCGAUGUGGCGGGGUCCUUGUCAGAGUAGACGAGGCAUGGGAGUUUGUAUAGCUGCUGUUGCAUGCCUCCCCUUGUUUUGAGGCAUGGUGUAAAUUAAAUAAGUUGGAAAUGUUAUGGUUUCAGUAUAAUAAGCAAAACAUCCAUUGCAUCUAA
This is a messenger RNA of Vitis vinifera (wine grape), 1268 nucleotides long. Its product is annotated as probable cinnamyl alcohol dehydrogenase 9. The record is from RefSeq and is a predicted model, not a curated record. Lineage: Eukaryota; Viridiplantae; Streptophyta; Magnoliopsida; Vitales; Vitaceae. The transcript has 5 exons. The coding region runs from base 64 to 1143 and encodes 359 amino acids. Gene Ontology annotation, molecular function: zinc ion binding; cinnamyl-alcohol dehydrogenase activity. Gene Ontology annotation, biological process: lignin biosynthetic process.